AUGAAUAAUGGCGAGUCUCUGCCGAAGUGGCUAGUGUUUAUCUGUGGCGUUUGUACGGUUUUAGCUACGAGUAUAUCGAUUUAUUCGCAAUGCAGGCAAUUGUGGAACUAUCGCAUACCUUCUCAACAGCGUCUUAUCUUGCGAAUACAGAUGAUGGUUCCUAUUUUUUCGAUAUCAUGUUUUGUAUCUAUACUGCGGCCAGAGUUUGGUGAGAGAUAUGUGGAACCAAUAAGAGAGAUUUAUGAAGCCUUGGUGAUUUACCAAUUCUUCAGUUAUUUGACAUUAGUAUUAGGCGGUGAGCGGAAUAUCAUCAUUAAUAUAGCGCCCAAGUAUCCACCCAGCAAGCACGCAAUGCCAUUGUUGGGGUAUUUCCUGCGAGAAAUAGACCUAAGUGAUCCAUAUGAUUUUGGAAUGUUGAAAAGAGGUGUGUUGCAGUAUGUAUGGUUCAAGCCAUUUUACUGUAUAGGGAUGGCUCUUUUGCAAACAUUGCACUGGGAUACAUUGUGGCUAGUAGUGUUAUACAAUCUAAGUGUGACUUGGUCGCUUUAUUGCCUUGCCAUGUUCUGGAAAUGCUUGUACCAGGAGCUUUCUGUAUUCAAGCCAUGGCCCAAAUUCAUGUGCGUGAAGUUAAUUAUCUUUGCGUCAUAUUGGCAAAGUUUGAUCAUUGAUGUAUUGACGCAUUUCGACAUUAUUGAUGUGAAUGGAGCGGACAAGUAUAUUGCAUCGGAGCUUGGGAAUAGUGUGCUAUGCGUGGAAAUGAUUGGCUUCGCCAUAGCACAUCUAUACGCAUUCUCCGCUGACGAAUACGGAGCAGAAAAAUACCCAAAUUCCGGAAGGCUCAAGGUAUACUAUGCAUUGAGGGAUUGGCUUGGGUUCAAGGAUCUCUGUUGGGACUUCAAGAGUGUUAUUAAUGGCGAUUACAGCAACUAUCGUGGGUUUGAUUCGGUGGAGUCGAUGUUAGCUGAUAGAGGCACGCAUUCGAGAACUAACAGACUAGCCCGCGGAUUACGGUAUACGAAUCGAGGUAUGUCAUCGUACUGGGUGGGAUCGAGCUCGAGCUCGAAUUCAUAUGGAACCAUCCAGAGGGACAUGUCCAAUGAUGAUUUGAGUACUCCCUGGACGGACAUAACAGAGGGAUUAGGGUUACCCAGAUACAUUCCGGAAGACAGUAAUUAUCCGGUGGUAUGGGAUGCCGAAUCUCACAGGUACGAAGAGAGAAUAAAUGCGUUAAGACAGCAAUUGAGAUCGAAGGCGUGA
Molecule: messenger RNA, 1257 nt
Organism: Kluyveromyces marxianus DMKU3-1042
Lineage: Eukaryota; Fungi; Ascomycota; Saccharomycetes; Saccharomycetales; Saccharomycetaceae
Gene: HFL1
Product: Hfl1p
Exons: 1
Coding region: 1-1257 (418 amino acids)
Biological process (GO): transport
Molecular function (GO): transporter activity
Source: RefSeq, a predicted model, not a curated record